UGUACUUAUUCUCAGCGACAAACCGCUCCUCUCGCCAUCACAUCACUCAGCCUCUUUCGCGCCGUGUCGUACUGCUCGCCCUCACCAGCUGCCAUGCCGGGCAGCUUCUUGGGCUGCGUCGCGUGUCUGCGCAGAACACUCCAAACAGCCUCUCUAGAGACACCGGCGGCCUUGCGACCAGCCCAGCUUCCGCUGCGCCCUGGCAGCCGGAUUCGACCAUACGGCACGUCCUCAUCGCUUGCUGCCGCUGCCGCUGCCGUGCCCGCCCACCCUGUCGACUCUCCGCAAAGUUUGCGCACAGAUACUGAAGAUGCGACGGUUGUGCAGAAGAAGGAGCGCGCGCGGCUGCAGCGUGCUGUCAAUAAGCAUCUUGCGCACAUGGAGGACCCCUGGAAAAUAGCCCAGCAUGUCGAGCAGACGCUGGCUAAAGACCGCUUCGACGAAGCGCUGCUCCUGACACAGCAGGCCAGCAAGGACCGACAGGUCGUCGUUGCUUGGAACCACCUGAUAUCGUAUCUCUUGGAGAAGCAGCAGCUCAAAAAGGCCGUGAAGCUCUACAACGACAUGAAGAAGCGCGCGCAGCUCCCCAACGUCCAGACCUUUACGAUUCUGUUCCGUGGCUGUGCCAGGUCCCAGCAUCCUAAGCUGGCCGUCGCCGAGGCGGUCAAGCACUAUAACCUGCUCAUGACGGACAAGCGUCUGCAGCCCAACUCGAUACACCUCAACGCCGUGCUCAACGUUUGCGCCCGCGCCGGCGACCUCGACUCCAUGUUCCUCAUCGCCGACACCGUCAACGACUCAACACGUGCCCCAACCGCCUAUACCUACACCACCAUCCUCAACGCUCUGCGCCACCAUGCGCUCGGCGAGAUCAAGGAUCUGCCCAAGGAGCAGCAGGCUGCCAACAUUCAGCGCGCCGUUGACCGCUCCAAGGCCCUCUGGACUGAGGUUGUUGACAAGUGGAGGCAGGGCCGGCUCGCCAUUGAUGAGGAGCUCGUCUGCGCCCUGGGCCGUGUCCUCCUCAUGUCUCCGAAUCGUGAGGUCAAGCGAGAGGUGCUUGACCUGCUGCAGCAGACCAUGAACAUCCCCGACCUCACGAAGGCGCUCGCCGCAGCCGAUGAGAAAAUUCAGGACCCGGAAAUGCGCGACAUCGCCGUUUCAAGCGCCUCCAAGCGCCCCUCAGCCUCCAAGGCCGUCUACACCGUGCCUGGGCGCAACACUCUCGCCCUUGUCCUCACCACGCUGGCCUCCUCCAAACUCACCACGGCCGGCAUCAAGUAUUGGAACCUCAUGGUCCGCCACUAUGGCAUCGUUCCAGACAGGGACAACUGGUUGCGCAUGUUCGGCAUGCUCAAGGUGGCCAAGGCCAGCGCGCACGCCGCCGCCAUCCUCGCCAUCAUACCCGACGAGUACCUGGAUCCCAAGCCCUAUCGUAUCGCCAUGGAGACAUGCAUCCGCGACAACAUCAACCCCAAUGCCAUGCAGAACGCCACUUCCGUUCUAGCCUCCAUGUUGGGACGCCUCCAGCCAGCCCCUGACAUCCACACCUUGCGCCUCUACCUGCGCGUCGCCCUCGUCAGCCAUUUCCACCUUCGCGCCCAAGCCCAGAACGGUGACGAUGCCGCUGCCAAACGCCAAUACGGCACGCAGAUCACCACCGCCCUCGCGCGCCUUUGGGAGCCUUACAAGCAGGUCCACUAUUAUUACUUCAAGGCUCAGCCCCGUGCUGCUGCCGACGCUGCUACCGCCGCCGCCACAUCUGCCACCGAGAAGAAACAAGACACUUUCUACAAUGACAAGCGAGAGGUCAUCGCCCUCGCCCGACUUAUGUUCAGUGCUUUUAACAAGGUCAUCAACGAGAACAUGCUUCCAGAAAAGGAUCUGCGCGACCUGCGACCCGUCGGAGCUAAGAUCAACCGCGAGAUUCAGGCGUUCUACUCCACUGGUGAGCAGUUCGAACCAAAGCUCGCCUCUUCGAAGAAGAACCAGCAAUCUGUUGAGGACGAUGAGGCAGACGAUAAUGCCAAGUACGGCUUCCGGCCAGGCGGUGAUUUUAUUUGGGAUACCACCAAACCCCCUCAAUCGCUGCGCAAAGCUAGUUCUCGCGGUUGAUGGGCUGCGCUUGCAUAACGGGAAUUUCUUUUUUCGGUUCUCAUGUUCAUAGAAAAUGUACUUUAGUUUCCAGGUGUAGCCUUGUACGAUAUCUGAGUAUGCGCAUGGCUACUCAUGCGUUUGAAGUGGGCUACCCGUACUCUCGACUCUAACACUACUUCGUGUUGGCCCAACAAGGAAAGCUGGAAGCAAUAAAAUCUCCACGACACUUCAGGUGCAUAGGUCCAGUAUCCUGUGCAAUACGAGCUGCUCCUGUUGAAUAAGGGCUUUCGUGAUCUCCACCAUAGAACAUAGAAUGC
Purpureocillium takamizusanense is the source of this 2411-nucleotide messenger RNA. RefSeq lists its product as uncharacterized. The transcript is spliced from 2 exons. Gene Ontology annotation, molecular function: protein binding. The record is from RefSeq and is a predicted model, not a curated record. Bases 94 to 2112 code for a protein of 672 amino acids. NCBI's taxonomy places the organism in Eukaryota, Fungi, Ascomycota, Sordariomycetes, Hypocreales, Ophiocordycipitaceae.